UUUGACUUUUUAAACACUCAUUCAGUCAUUUGUUUUAGAUUAAAACUUUUCUGGGUUAUGUAUUGAUUCUAACUGAGUUCAUCAGGGGUGUUCAUCAGUGAUGAGAUCAUCAUGGAUUUCUAGUGCUUAUUUGGCCAUGUUUCUCAUGUUGUCUUUCUUCUCACCCAAUGCUGAGCCUUUCGAGUUUCCAAAUGUAAAUCUUCCUACAGUAGAGCCUGAUUUUUUCGGUUAUGCCUAUGAUAUUUUUAAAGAUGGUUCGAGGUUGAAUGUUAUCACGUCUAGAAUAGUCGAUGAAAUUACAUACCAUUGUGGCUUCUUCUGUACAGGAAGCUGUACUUCUUUUAUCUUUGUCGUCUUUAUUAUUCAAACCAGUUUUGAAGAAAGUCUCCUGCCUCAGAUUGUUUGGUCAGCCAACAGAGACAACCCGGUCGCGAAUACUGCGAUACUUAAUCUCACUGAAACAGGAGACUUGGUACUCAAAGAUGCAGAUGGAACCAUAGUUUGGAGCACUAAUACUACAGGGAAAUCUGUUGUUGGUGUGAACUUAACUGAUACCGGGAACUUGGUUUUGUUUGAUGUGAAUAACGCGACUAUCUGGCAAUCUUUUGAUCACCCAACAGACUGUUUGUUACCUGGCCAAAAGCUGUAUAAAGGUCAAAAGCUAAAAUCUAGUGUUUCUUCAACCAAUUGGAGUAGUCAAGAAGGUAUGUAUUCACUUCAAAUCACGAAUAACGGUCUGUUUGCAUUUGUUGAAUCAAAUCCGCCUCAAGUGUAUUACAGUUACCUAGUUAACGGCGCACACGAAAAUAGACAAGGAAGUUUUACGUUUUAUAAUGGGAGUUUGGCUAUCUUCAGUUCCAAUGUUGAGCCCGAUCGUGUGUUUAAUCUGGAAUCACCAUUGACAAAUAGUUUUGUUAAACUUAUGCCAGAUGGGCACUUGAAAUUGUUCCAAUUACCAUUAGCUUAUUGGAGGUUGACGACAGUGGUAACCGAUCUUCUUACAGAUUUUAUUGGAAAGACUAUUUCAAAGCAGUGA
Molecule: messenger RNA, 1036 nt
Organism: Erigeron canadensis
Lineage: Eukaryota; Viridiplantae; Streptophyta; Magnoliopsida; Asterales; Asteraceae
Product: EP1-like glycoprotein 4
Exons: 2
Coding region: 101-1036 (311 amino acids)
Source: RefSeq, a predicted model, not a curated record